Messenger RNA from Exophiala bonariae, 714 nucleotides. RefSeq names its product Minor allergen Alt a 7 (gene ALTA7). The transcript has 4 exons. Gene Ontology annotation, molecular function: NAD(P)H dehydrogenase (quinone) activity; FMN binding. Gene Ontology annotation, cellular component: membrane. Lineage: Eukaryota; Fungi; Ascomycota; Eurotiomycetes; Chaetothyriales; Herpotrichiellaceae. The coding region runs from base 1 to 714 and encodes 237 amino acids. The record is from RefSeq and is a predicted model, not a curated record.
AUGGCAGGGUUGCCUCCGAAAGUAUAUCAGUCCUACACCCUUCCUCAACCAGAGACCGGAACUCUGAGAAAGUCCCUGAAUUACAAAGAAUACGACAUCGUUAUGGCACCACGGGUUGCAAUCGUCUUUUAUUCUCUCUACGGCCACCUGCAAAAGCUGGCCGAAGCCGAGCAGAUCGGUUUACAAAAAGUCGGAAUCAAGGCUGAUAUUUUCCAGAUAGCAGAGACACUGCCCGCAGAUGUUCUAGUCAAGAUGCGGGCAGGGCCCAAAUCCGAAUAUCCAAUCGCCGAGGCAACAGCGCUCGAGCAGUAUGACGCAUUUUUAUUUGGGAUACCUACGCGUUUUGGAAAUUUUCCUGCCCAAUGGAAGGCAUUUUGGGAUGCUACUAGUCAUCAAUGGUCGUCCGGGGGUUAUUGGGGCAAGUAUGCAGGCCUAUUCAUCGGGACUGCAACCCAGGGUGGGGGCCAAGAGACGACUGCAAUUGCAGCCAUGUCAACUCUAGUCCAUCACGGCAUGGUGUAUGUCCCUCUCGGAUAUAAGACCACCUUCGAUCUACAGUCUGGUCUGUCUGAGGCCAGAGGCGGUAGUCCCUGGGGAGCUGGAACCUAUAGUGGGAUUGAUGGCUCUCGACUUCCAUCGCAGCUAGAGCUUGAUAUGGCAGUCACGCAGGGUGAAUCCUUUGGGAAAACGAUUUCCAAAGUGACCUUUGCGUAA